AUGUCGGCGGAGGCGUGGGCGGCGCUCAGUGAGCGCGCGUUCGGCGAGGUUGUCUUCUCGAACGAGGGCCGCCAGGCGCUGCCCGAGGCCAUCUCGAGCGGCGACCUCGACGGCGAAGAUCGCCCGAGACUCUGCGACCUGUACUUUGUGAGCUGGGACGCGCGCCUCGUGGAGAGCAUCGCACCGGGCGGAGACGCGCCGCUCCCCGACGCGGCGCCGGCGGCGAAGGCGGAGCCGGCGCAACCCGAGGUGGCGGCGGAGGAGUCGUCUCUGCGCUUGGGCGACGACUGGCUGGCGCUGGCGCAGGAGCACAUGACGGACGCGGCCACGCUGCGCGAGGGGUGCGCCGUCGGCAAGCUGUACCGCGCGGGCGAGCGGAAGGCGAAGGAGUCGCCCCGCGGGCUCGACGAUCCGGACGCGAUCGCAUGCUUCGCCGCCUACCGGCAGGCCAUCGAUCACGGAAAGCAUGGCGCGGGCGUCGAGCUGCCAGAGCACUUGCGCAAGGAGCUGAAGCUCUGA
Messenger RNA from Emiliania huxleyi CCMP1516, 519 nucleotides. RefSeq lists its product as hypothetical. The record is from RefSeq and is a predicted model, not a curated record. The transcript is spliced from 2 exons. NCBI's taxonomy places the organism in Eukaryota, Haptophyta, Isochrysidales, Noelaerhabdaceae. The coding region runs from base 1 to 519 and encodes 172 amino acids. Gene Ontology annotation, molecular function: RNA-directed RNA polymerase activity.